AUGCGUCUUCUGGGGUGUCACACGGAUGGGAGCCUGCGGAUUACAGGGAACCUCAUUGACAACAUCCCACGGUACGCCAUCCUCUCCCAUACUUGGGGCGACGACGAACAGGAGGUGAACUUGCGCGACAUCCAAGAUGGCACGGGCCAGCACAAGGACGGCUACGAAAAGCUCAUGUUCUGCGCCCUCCAAGCCUCCAAGGAUGGCUUGCAGUACUUCUGGGUCGAUACGUGCUGUAUAGAUCAGAGUAACAGCACGGAGCUAUACGAGGCGAUAAACUCAAUGUUUCGCUGGUACCAGAAUGCUACUCACUGCUACGCCUACCUGACUGAUGUAUCCGACGCUUGCGCAUCAUGGCAGACAGCUUUCAGGAAUAGUCGGUGGCUAACACGCGGCUGGACACUACAAGAAUUGGUAGCUCCCAAGUCGGUCAUUUUCUUUGCCAAAGAGGGACAACGACUAGGGGACAAGGCAUCUCUAGAGAUGCUCCUCCACGAGACUACCGGUAUUCCAGCUGAAGCGCUCCAGGGGGCACCAUUAGCCGACUUCAGCAUUAACGACCGGUUCUCAUGGGUGGGAAACCGCAAGACAAAACGUCCCGAAGACAAGGCGUACUGCUUGCUUGGCAUCUUCGGCGUAUUUAUGCCCAUGAUAUAUGGAGAAGGAGAAGAAAAGGCAAUGAGUCGAUUGCGAUGGGAGAUUGGCAAAGAUCUCAUCAGCGACGCCGGCAAGCAGUGCCUGGCUGACUUGCGUGUGACGGAUCCUCGAGACGACAAGCUGCGAAUCCAAGAGACCAAAGGAGGUCUGCUAGAGCACUCAUACACCUGGGUGCUACAUAAUCCCGGAUUCCGCCAGUGGCACGAUGGCGAAAGCCAGCGCCUCCUAUGGGUCAGGGGUGACCCAGGGAAAGGCAAGACAAUGCUGCUCUGUGGCAUUAUUGAUCAGUUGCGCCUGAGGCCGGUCGAACACGACAAGCGGCGACUCAUCGCGUUUUUCUUCUGUCAGACCACUGACGACCGCAUCAACUCUGCCACAAACGUGUUACGCGGCCUGAUCUUCAUGCUCAUCGACCAAGACGCUACCCUCCUCUCGCAUCUCGAGAGGAAGUAUGAGGCCGCCGGCAGGGCUCUCUUUGAAGACGUCAAUGCAUGGCAGGCUCUGUGCAAUAUCUUUGUCGACAUCCUCCAAGAUGCACGUCUCCACGAAGUAUACCUUGCUAUCGAUGCGCUCGAUGAGUGUGCUACAGAUCUGCCGCAGCUUCUCGAUCUGAUUGUGCGGGUAUCGCAUUCAAGGUCUCGCGUCAAAUGGCUCGUCUCAAGCCGCAACUGGGCACAGAUUGAGGAACGACUGAGCACUGCAGCUCGGGGUCUUUCGCUAGAAGUGAACUCGACCUCGGUCGCAGAUGCUGUUGAGCGCUUCAUCAACCACAAGGUUGCGCAGCUUGCUCAAAAGAAGAGCUACAGUGCAAAUGUCGUCAUGGAAAUCCAUCAACACCUAUCUGCAAAUGCCAACGGCACAUUUCUCUGGGUUGCUUUAGUGUUGCAGGAGCUCGACAAGGCACCCCGAUGGAGCGUGCUACAGCGACUGAAGUCUUUCCCAGCUGGCCUCGAUCAUCUCUACCUGCAGAUGAUUCAGAAUCUUCUUGAGUUUGAUGGGUUCUAA
Microdochium trichocladiopsis is the source of this 1662-nucleotide messenger RNA. Its product is annotated as NACHT domain-containing protein. The transcript has 2 exons. The coding region runs from base 1 to 1662 and encodes 553 amino acids. Lineage: Eukaryota; Fungi; Ascomycota; Sordariomycetes; Xylariales; Microdochiaceae. The record is from RefSeq and is a predicted model, not a curated record.